UAUUGGUUUAGGUCCAGUGUUGAAUGGUUCAUGCUGCUCUACACAUGGAAUCCUUUGUUUUGAUGUGAACAGAAGACAGACGUUACGCCAUUUUUUAGGACAUUGACAGCAUAUCUUUCUAUUUUCUGAACAAACACUAAGCUGACCAGCCAAACAUGACGAGCUUCAAAAUGAUUAUGGAAAACUCUGAGAGGUUAAUCAACAGGCUAGCAGAAAACUCAGGCCUGGAGAAAUGGAUGGUCGAGAAUAUCCUCCAAUACGCCAAUCAGAUGCCGAAACAGAAAGGAGGAGACGUGGAUUUGUUGAUCUUCAUGGCCCAGAUGUCCAGACAGUUUGACCUGAACUCCGUCAUAUUGAUACAGUCCAUGUAUGAAACACUGAAGAAGGCCAAGACCCAAAGCAUGACAGUGGAAGAGUACGCCAGGGCGAUUUGCCUUUUCCUAAGCGACGACCUCGACUCCAAAGUGGAAUUCGUCUUUCGUGUGUACGACGUCAAUCACGACGGCAUGGUGGAGUGGCACGAGCUGUACACCUUGCUGCGGCCUUGCAUCAUCAGCCCAGAGCCGGUCGAGGACGCUGACACUGAGGAUUCCUUGAGGGAGCUGGUGGACAUGGUCCUCAAAGUAACAGACAUGGACAUGGAUGGCUUCAUCAGCUGCGAGGAGUUUAAGGCCCUGGUGAAGAGUAACAUUCUGUACCUUCAGGUGUUGGGACCAUGUCUUCCGUCCGAGAUCGCCGUGCAAAGCUUUAAAAACAAACUGACCGGUAAAACCCCAUUUCAAGUGAGCGUCCAGUUCUCAGACGAACGGAUCCAGUCUCUCAGUGAGAUUAAGAUUAACAUGAAAAAAACGGACCAGCUGUACCCGAUUCGACUGGAACUCCCUUAGCCUUGAUCCACACAAACGACUUUUUGUUCAAAUUACUGAUUUUUUGUUAUAGACUCUACAUUUAUAACGGACGGACCUACGAAUAUAUUUUUUUUUGACACUAAUUAAUGUGGUACUUACUUGACCAAUGUUUGAUAUAAAUUUAAUGCAUUUAUUUUUUUAUAACAAAAAUAAAACUGUAUACACAACUGUC
Biomphalaria glabrata is the source of this 1080-nucleotide messenger RNA. RefSeq names its product calaxin-like. NCBI's taxonomy places the organism in Eukaryota, Metazoa, Mollusca, Gastropoda, Planorbidae. The record is from RefSeq and is a predicted model, not a curated record. Gene Ontology annotation, molecular function: calcium-dependent protein serine/threonine phosphatase regulator activity; calcium ion binding. The coding region runs from base 156 to 887 and encodes 243 amino acids. The transcript is spliced from 7 exons.